AUGAUCAGUUGUACCGGCGUCUUUCCUCCACACCGCGGUUCAUUAAAUGGUUGUUUGAUGCCGUGUGUGGUUUCCUCUUCGCACAAAGGGCUGUACUUAGUGCCUCAGGCCGUAUCGGACGCCGCGGGACAAGGAGUGACCAUCACCGGCAACAAGACCUUCAACAACUGGAACUGGCCGAAUGCGGUUAUUUUCGCAGCAACUGUUAUCACCACGAUCGGAUAUGGGAACAUUGCUCCUAAGACGCCUUCUGGUCGGGUCUUCUGCAUCUUCUACGGCCUGUUCGGAGUCCCGCUGUGCCUCACCUGGAUCAGCGAGUUGGGAAAGUUUUUCGGAGGCCGAGCCAAGCACCUGGGCCAGUUCCUCACCAAGAAGGGCUUCUCUCUGAGGAAGGCUCAGUUUACCUGCACAGCCAUCUUCCUCCUCUGGGGCCUCCUGGUGCAUUUGGUGCUGCCUCCUUUUGUCUUCAUGUCCCAGGAGGGCUGGUCCUAUGUCGAAGGUCUCUACUUCUCCUUUGUCACUUUAACAACCAUUGGAUUUGGGGAUUUGGUGGCAGGAGUGGAGCCCAAUAAGGAAUACCCGACUCUGUACCGUUACUUCGUGGAGGUGUGGAUCUACUUGGGUCUGGCCUGGCUCUCCCUCUUCUUCAACUGGAAAGUGCGAAUGGUCAUAGAAGCUCACAAGGCUUUGAAGAAACGCCGAAAACUGCGCAAAUUAUCCCUGGACGAGCUGCAGCAUUAUAAGGAGUCGCACAAAGCGUCUCUCAGGCUUCCGCCGACUCCUAACGACGUGAAUAUUUUCGGCUUCUUGUCCAAAAAGCAGGAAGGCUACAACGACUUAAUCAAACAGAUCGGCAGCAAAAAGGACAGUAGACCCAACAGUUCCGCCAUCAGCGCCAUCAACAGAGUCAAGUCCAAAGACAUGGGCCGGUCCCAGAGCUGUAACGACGCCCCGGUGUUCAACGGUCACACCAUUUUAAGCCUGGAUCGGUCUCCACGACAAAAGAGACGCUACAGUUUCAGCGACCGUGUGACUGUGGCCUUCUCCAAAUCUAAGAACUACCUCUUGGGCUCCGACAGCGGGCUACUGCUCACCGAGGACCAGGUGGAAGGGGACGCGAACCCACACCCGCUGUUCGAAAACCAGCUGGAUAAAGACGUAGACGUAGAACACAGAGGAGCCGGCGAUUCCACGAAGCGAACCUGGGACCAUAAAGAACACCAUGCGCUCGCCAUUCAAAACGCCAACAUUACUUUUAUCGAUGAGGAGAAUUUUUUAGGGAGUAACUUGGAGGAAGAGGAGGAGGACAAUGAUUCUAAAGCAAAGUUGUCCAUAACGACGUGCGAUGAGAAUAUUGAAAUGAACUCAAAGGAAGAGCAAGGGUCGGAGUCGGAGGAGUCUGUGUUCACCAGCGACGGCUCCGAGCACAGCCUUUUCUACGAGAAACUGGUGGAAGAGUAUUCCAAAGAAGACAACACAGACACAUGA
Molecule: messenger RNA, 1488 nt
Organism: Knipowitschia caucasica
Lineage: Eukaryota; Metazoa; Chordata; Actinopteri; Gobiiformes; Gobiidae
Source: the annotation of a GenBank genome assembly